AUGAGCCAGCUAAACCAGAGUGAGAACUGCUCCUUCCACGAUGUGGAUGAGCUGAUGAAAACAGUGCAGCUGGCUGUCCACAUCCCCACCUUCCUCCUCGGUCUGCUCCUCAAUCUGCUCGCCAUCCGAGGCUUCAGCUCCUUCCUGAAGAAGAGGUGGCCCUGCUACGCUGCCACCUCCAUCUACAUGAUCAACCUGGCGGUCUUUGACCUGCUGCUGGUGCUCUCUCUCCCAUUCAAGAUGGCCCUGUCUCACGUGAAGGCUCCCCUUCUUCCCUUCUGCACCCUAGUGGAGUGCCUCUACUUCAUCAGCAUGUAUGGGAGCAUCUUCACUAUCUGCUUCAUCAGCCUGGACAGAUUCUUGGCCAUCCGGUACCCGCUCCUGGUCAGCCACCUCCGGUCCCCCAGGAAGACCUUUGGGAUCUGCUGCGCCAUCUGGGUCCUGGUGUGGGUGGGGAGCACCCCUAUCUACAGCUUCCAUGGGAAAGUGGAAGAUUACAGGUGCUUCCACAACAUGUCUGAUGGCACCUGGAGUGCCAAGGUCUUCUUCCCUCUUGAGGUCUUCGGCUUCCUCCUCCCCAUGAGCAUCAUGGGCUUCUGCUCCUACAGGAACAUCUGCAUUCUGGUCGCCCGUCAGGACCACACCCAGGACUGGGUCCAGCAGAAGGCCUGUAUCUGGACUAUCGCGGCCAGUCUGGCUGUCUUUGUGGUCUCCUUUCUCCCCGUCCACCUGAGUUUCCUCUUGCAGUUCCUGGUGAGGAAUGGCUUUAUCGUGGAGUGCAGAGCCAAGAAGAACAUCAUCUUGUUCCUGCAACUGUCCAUGUGUUUCUCCAACAUCAACUGCUGUCUGGAUGUUUUCUGCUACUACUUUGUCAUCAAAGAAUUCCGCACGGAUAUGAUGGCCUACCAGCCUCCCAGGGCCCAGCUGGUCCUCCAGGACACCAUGACCACCAUGGCUAAGGGAAGACAGCUGUGCUUGGAGGAAGGAAACCUCGGUCUGAAUUCCACAGCAGAUACCUCUUCCUAG
Messenger RNA from Balaenoptera acutorostrata (minke whale), 1026 nucleotides. RefSeq names its product G protein-coupled receptor 55 (gene GPR55). Gene Ontology annotation, molecular function: G protein-coupled receptor activity. The coding region runs from base 1 to 1026 and encodes 341 amino acids. Gene Ontology annotation, biological process: phospholipase C-activating G protein-coupled receptor signaling pathway; positive regulation of Rho protein signal transduction. NCBI's taxonomy places the organism in Eukaryota, Metazoa, Chordata, Mammalia, Artiodactyla, Balaenopteridae. The transcript has a single exon. The record is from RefSeq and is a predicted model, not a curated record. Gene Ontology annotation, cellular component: membrane.